UGUCAAAACCAACAAGGUUUUUUGGCUUUUUCGGGUUAUUGUUAUUCUUAUCGAGGUUUUGGGAAUUUUUUCGAGUCUUCCUCUUCUAUGCGAAAAUGUCAGAGCUUGAAUAGGUUACAGACUUACAGUAUUCGUAUUGGGUGGCUUCAGAAGCCUGGAUUUGCAGGAUUCGCGUGAAGUGGAUUGCGAGUUGGAAAAAAAUGAUCUGACUGACAGUUCGUUAGGUAUCCUCGUUUUCAUGCUAAUCUGCUCCAUAUGAAAGAGCGAUGGAUGAUUUAAAUAAUCCAUUUGCUUUGGAUAUGCAAGAGGAAGCUCGUCUUACGGAUGUGGACGCCAUUCUUGAGGAUUUACAGAAUUCGCAAGUAUCCGAAUUCGAUUUGCCACCAAUUGGAUCACUACCGACUCUUGAAAGUAUUUUGGACGAGAAUGACGACGACGUGGGAACAAUUUUCAAUCAAGAUCCAUCGCUGAGUUUCGACUCCAGUGCGUCCUACACUUCAGCUGUGGAGGAUGCUGCUGUUGCGUUUUUCGAUGUUGUCAGCAGCGUAUCAUCCAUUAAAAAAUGCGCUGCCAGUUUGAAAGCUCACGACAGUAUCAUCAAAUUGGCGAAGCUGCGGAAUAUCACAACUAGCAUCAGCUCUGCAAAGCCGGAUGCGGCAAUUAAUUAUGGAAAUCCGACAGUGGUCCUUGUUGGCUUGAAAAUAGCGGUUGGUACAUCUACUGGCUACGUUCUGGUUUACGAUUUAAAUCAGACACUUAUAUUCCGAUGUCCUCCACCGGGAAAAGACGCGGGUGCAGUUUCGGCUGUUGAUUUGAAUCGAGAGGAACGGCGUUUGUUGGUGGGAUUUGCCAAGGGAAUGCUGGCCUUGUACGACUUUGCGUCGGGAAAGUUAUUGCAGACGAUCGAAGAUGCGCACUCAUAUGACUGUUCGGUACUUCACAUCAGGUAUACCGACAGUACGAAUUCUGCGAUAUUUUUGGACAAUGGGGGAUCCGUAUUCCUUUUGGAAACAAAGAGUACCCUUGGUCGGCGUAAUUCUACGUCUGCGUGCAUAUUUUCCGGAAGCAAAGGAGAAGCAUUUGCAGUGGAACCACUAAGAAUCUUCGAUAAAUUUCCCUUGCAUCGGUUUUCAGAGACCUCAGUAGUUGCUGUAGCAUCGUUGAAUAAAGUUAUCAUAGCGGAAAUAAAGCCAGCUUUACGUUCAGUAUUUUCAUUUCCGAUAAACGCCACGCCUUUGAAACUACCGCUUUUGGAAUGGCAUAUUGUAACAAUUCAGAGCAGCGAGGCUGGAAAGACCAUCGAGCCCGUGCUUGCUGUAGCGACGGGAAAUGGGAUUGUUUUUGUGCAGGUUUCUGCUGAAACAAAUCGCACUGUGAAAUGUUCAUUCAUCCAACGGACAACGGUUCCUGCUGACGUUGUUAACAUGAAGUGGUUAAAUAAUUAUAUCGUUGCUGUUGUGGACAUCGAUGAAAAGUUGCAUAUUAUCGACAUUCGCAAUCAGAAUGUUUUGGAUUCCGUUGAUUUGAGUUUUGUUGGAGUUGUCUACCAGUCAAGUUUUUUUAAAGGAUUGGCCACGACAAGAGCCGUUAGUCAGGCAAUGGCGUUGGCUGGUAAUCGUGCCUGUUCACAGUCUAUUGGUACAUUCCAAGGACAAAUGGUGUUUCUGGGAGUUAAAGGAGUUUUUGUUGCUUCCUUGCGGAUGUGGUUUGAACGCGUUGAACGCCUGGUAUCAAAAGGAAUGCCUCUGGAAGCGCUGCGCUUUGUGUUGGAUGUAUAUACUGGAACGGCUACAGGAGUACUGGGUUUGACGAGAAAUGCUGUGGAGCGCAAAGGAAUUUUACGACGUCAAGUGCGAAAUUUGAUACAAAUGGCCGCGGAUCGUUGCUUGAAGUCUGUACCCGUUCACGGGAAGAUCGACUCUCUGAAGGAACAUUACGAAGCAGUUAUUCCCUUGUGCAUUGAAGCAUGCGUUUCAACUGGAGACUUGGAGUAUUUAUUUGGACCACUGUAUGAGAAAUUCGCGUUCGAUGUUAUGGCCAAAAGCGUCUUCCUGCAGUGCCUUGAGCCUUUGAUACUCAAUGAUGAGCUGCAUGAACUAUCUCCCAUUGUCUCCAAAGAUUUUAUUGAAUUGUACGAAUCGCGGGAUCAGUUCGCCACAAUUGAAUCGUGUAUUGUUCGGCUAGACGUCACAUCUUUCGACAUUCAUCAGGUUGUCAGUGUCUGCAGACAGUACGAUUUAUUCGAUGGGUUGGCCUAUGUAUAUCUGACGGCAUUCAAAGAUGCCCGGACUCCGCUGGAAGAUUAUUUGUUGAAGCUACGAAAGGAAAUGAAGGAUAAGCCACAUUUGCCCGAUGAAAUAGUUGCUUUGGGCAACAAGGUCAUCGUAUACAUGAGCUGCUGCUUAAAUGGCCUCAAGUAUCCUAGUGGUAUUCCUAACGACGACCGCACACUGCAAAUAGCCGUGGAAGUAUUUCAAACAUUACUAGCACGUCAUACGCGACAGCCGGAUAGUGAUGAGCCUGUAUUUGCGCAUCUCCGCACACUUUUAGAUUUUAACGCCAGAGAAACUUUGAACGUUUUCGUGAUGGCUUUUAACCAGCCUUACUUUAACGAUGCGAAAGGUUUGGAGUUACAGCAGCAGCUGGUCGAUCGCCUGCAACAGGUGGUUGUACAAUCCACCGAAUGUGAGCCUGGGCAAGUUGCCGGUGUGUUUACGUUUAUUGCGCGUCAGAUGACUAAACCCGAUGCCAAGAUCGUGAUCAAUAGGAUGCUGAUUGAACAGACAUUGGAAGUAUUAUGUGACCCAGACGAUAGACAGCGUCACGACGAGCGAGAAUCUGCGGUAAUUGAACUGUAUGAUUCGGGCGUGUUAAAGCACAUCAGCGAUAAAACGGUCAUUAAAAUGGCGGAAGAUGCGAAAUUUUUCCGCCUGUGCGAAGUUUUAUAUGAAAAACACAACAUGCACGAUAAACUUCUUGGGUGUUUUCUGGAUGAUGUCCAUCGGAAGUCUCAAGUUUUCAAGUUCUUGCAAAGAGUUUUCGUCAGCCCGUUGUAUGAAAAACACGAUAAGAAGCUGGUGAAGGAGAUGUGCGUCACACGUUUUCGGGAUUUGUUGGCAAUUGACCGACAAAAAGCAGCCCAGUUGACCGUGACUUCGUUGUGGAAUGAAGUACCAUUACUUCUGAAAACAUUGGAGCCAGACGUUCAACAGCAGUACAUUUUUAUGCGAUCGCUUUAUGACUUCAUGUCUCGCAUUCCUUUCGGCGCAGCGCAAGAUACAAGCGCUUUCCCACCGCAAUACCAUGACAUUUUCAUUGAGUUGAUGUGCCAAGUCCGACCAGAUGUAGUUGGUGAUCACAUCCGAUUCAACGACGAUUACGACCCAGACAAAGUUUUAGCUAUAUGUCGCAAGUAUGGUUUAGUCAAACCGGAAGCAUACUUACUGGAGAAGAAAGGCGACACCAGCAAAGCUCUGGAAGUCCUAUUGGACGAUCUAGAUAAACGCAUCCAAGCCUAUUUGGUGUCCCAGGCGAAAGAGUUAUCUCCUACCGAAUAUAUACGAAGUUUACGGGAAAUGUCAGAAAGUUUAAUAUUGUUGACGGAAUUCUGUCAGCGCAUUGGAAGCAAAAUGGAUCACGAUAAGCGUGAAAAGACAUGGUUGAUCGUUCUGGAGCGAAUGCUGGAAGCUAUACGGCGUGUUGCCGCGGAAGUUCCUGAGGAGCGAAAGUCUGACCUUCGUCGACUUUGCGUGGAUUUUCUGAAGAGUAUGACUGGUCAGGUUGAUCUUCUGGUUUUAUUGAAAAAGAUUCUGGAGGAUCCAGCAUAUAACCGGGGUAAAUUUGGAGAAUUACGGGAACUUCUGUUGGGUAUUGUAGAUGCAUACACUUAUGAAGAGAUCUUACUGUCUUCUACAAGAAACCUGUUGCAUAAAGAUAUUCACAAUCAAAUGAGCCGCAUGAAGCGAGCUGUUUCCAAAGCUUUAUCCGCAAAGAACGAUCGAUGCCUGAUUUGUGAUGCUUCUUUAUUGAAUACGUCUUACUCGGAACCCUCAGAAAGCUCCAAUUUAGCUAUUUUCCGGUGCGGACAUGGAUUUCAUACCGUUUGUGUAAAAAAUGUUCAAAGCCCAUUGAAAGAAACGUCACAAACCACGGGGAAACUGGACGUACUGAAAUGUCCAGAAUGUCCUCGCAGAUAGAUGACAUACCACCUGUGAUAACUAGACGCUCAAUUAGUGAUUGCGGAUUUUUAUUUUUGUACCUUUCUCACAUCGAAUGUGUCGUACAAAUGGUAAAAUAAUAAAUAGUUUAGAAAAAACUUCUUACAAUAUGUUAAUGGUUUAAAAAGUGAAAUACUUCCCGGUCAUUAGAAACCCGCAAGUAAGAGCUAUAAAGGCUACUCUACAUUUCAAAUGGUCAGUAAUACCGAUAUCCGUUCUACAAAAUUAUCUGGUUCUUGUAAUUCUGA
Molecule: messenger RNA, 4465 nt
Organism: Paramacrobiotus metropolitanus
Lineage: Eukaryota; Metazoa; Tardigrada; Eutardigrada; Parachela; Macrobiotidae
Product: vacuolar protein sorting-associated protein 8 homolog
Exons: 30
Coding region: 267-4196 (1309 amino acids)
Biological process (GO): endosomal vesicle fusion; protein targeting to vacuole
Cellular component (GO): HOPS complex; late endosome
Molecular function (GO): protein binding
Source: RefSeq, a predicted model, not a curated record